Molecule: messenger RNA, 414 nt
Organism: Closterium sp. Yama58-4
Lineage: Eukaryota; Viridiplantae; Streptophyta; Zygnematophyceae; Desmidiales; Closteriaceae
Source: the annotation of a GenBank genome assembly
AUGUUGUUCACUUCCUGGCUCGACGACCUGCAGUUGUAUCUUAUGAGCAAUAGCACGGACCACAUCUCCCUCUAUGACUACGCGUCUGGUGCUGCCGCUGCUCCUGCUGCCACAGCCGAGCUUAGUGUACGUUCACAGUGGCAGACUCGUGACGCUGCAGCUCGCCUGGCUAUUCGCAGUCACCUGCCGUUACCUGAGCUAGAGCACUUUGGCGACUGCAAAACCGCUAAAGCCCUAUAUGACGCUGUCGUUGCUCGCUACUCCUCACCUGCCACAGCCGAGCUUAGCCGUCUCAUGCUGCCUUACCUGUUCCCUGACCUGUCCGCCUUUGCUACAGUCGCCGAUCUUAUCACCCACCUUCGCACUAGUGAUGCUCGCCUGCGUGCCGCCCUUCCCACCCACAUUCUUGCCUAG